AUGCCCAAGCGAAAGAGGGAGGCAGAUACGAUCGAGAACGGGCAGAAUGAAUCGUCCUCCGAUCAAGGGCAGAAAGGGAAUCGGCUGGUCGAGGUCCUUCCGGGGAUUACCCGCAAGAUCACUGCCUGUGCAGCCUGCCGCAAGAACAAGAUCCGCUGCGACAUGUCCGAGGAUGGCCCUCCCUGUGUCCGAUGUCGUCGACGAGGCCUAUCGUGCGUGCUGAAUCGGAGUCUGCAAUCGUUGAUCGAUGACACCAAAAACGUCCAGCUCCUUCAAACCGAUGUUUCGCGUCUCCACCGCACUCUCGACACCCUUUGCCAACAUCUCGGACUCGAAGGCCCCAGAGCUCUGGUCUCGACAAGCAGCGACCGCGAUGGCUCCCCGUCAUGUCCCCUUCCAGAACCCGAGCGAGAAGGCCGACAAGAAGACGAAGAAGGCUGUGAGGUGUCGCCCCCGGAAUCGCCGUCUGCCGUUCAAGCCCCGAUCGACACGUUUCUCGACAUCACGAAGAUCCGCAGUCCGCAUUCCAUCGAGUCCCCUCCAAGCGCGCGAGCGAGCCGAUCGGGCGCAAGGUCGGAUCUGAUCAGCAAGGGCAUCAUCACCGCCACGGUCGCCGAGCGCCUCGUCCAUCACUACUUCUCCCGGCUGGACCACUAUCUCUACGGCAUUGGCGGGGAGUUUCAAGGGCUCGAGCAGCUCCGGGCGAGCCCCAUCCUCCUCGCGGCCAUCUGCACCGUCUCUGCUCUGCAUGAUCCCCAAGACCGCGCGGUGUACGAGACCUGCAACCGCGAGUUCCGGUCGCUGGUGGCCAAAUCGACCUUUGAGAAACGAGACGUCGAGUACAUCCGGGCGUUGUGCAUCAGUUCGUUCUGGCUGGCGGAUGCCUCGCGGAUCUUGUGCAGCGACGCGAUCCGUCGUGCGGCCGACAUCCGCCUGCAUCGCAGCUUCGACGCUCUGUUUGACGACAAGACAGGCAUGAGGCCGGUGUCUGGCCAUUCAGUUCCUUCUCCAUCAUUGCAGAGUCCGGCUUCGGCCACCGACCGCGUCCGGCUUUGGUAUCUUCUUUUCGUCUGCGACCAGCAUCUCUCCAUCCUCCACAACCGCGACUCGCUCCUGCGAAGUGACAAAGGCAUUGCAGUCGGAUGGGAGUCAUACCUGCACCGUGCAGAGACGACCGAGUCCGAUGUCCGCAUCUUAUCGCAAGUGUCACUGCUGCUCAUCAUGGGCCAGGUGCGCGACGUCCUGGGCUCCGACAACCAGACCCCCCUGCCGCCAGCCCUAGCCAGCCAGAUCCUCAACUACUCACGCCAGCUAGACAAGUGGUAUACCAAGUUCUCCGGCCUCUUCGUAACCAAUGCCUUUAUCGGAGAGUUUCCCAAACGGGGCCUCCAGCUACACUACCAGUUCGGCAAGCUCUACCUCGGUCAUCAGGUCUUCAAAGGCCUCCAUGGCCGCCCAAUCCCGCCGCACUUGCUGACAGCGGCUGCAAUGGCCCAUGACACUGCUGCCGCUAUCUUUGAGAUGAUCUUGGGUGAGUGUGAGCUUCAAGAGGGCCUCGUAGGAAUGCCUCACUACUUCCACGUCAUGAUCGCGUUUGCGGGCCAUCUACUAUUAGAGAUCUGCCAGAACUACCACGAACAGUUGGCCAUCAAAGUGCAGGAUGACUUCCAGCUCAUCGACGGGGCUUUAAACUUAUUCCGUAGCACCCAUUGCAUUCCUCAGCAUCCUAUUUGGCGAAUGACGCCUGGUCUGAACAGGAAGCUACAUGACUGUGCCUCCAGCAUUGGAGUCGCUGUCCCCUCUGCCACUGCUACGGGUCUCAUCCGUCGCGAAUCCUACGUGCAAUCAGCCAUGCCAAAUCAGCAAGACGCUUUAUACUAUCCGCCUGUCCCAGGUGUAGAGCAACACACGCAGCCCCUGGAUGACCUCCUCUUUACGGACUUUGGCGAAUUCAGCUUUCCAGACCUGACUUCCAACUUCGUGACGUAG
Molecule: messenger RNA, 1989 nt
Organism: Aspergillus mulundensis
Lineage: Eukaryota; Fungi; Ascomycota; Eurotiomycetes; Eurotiales; Aspergillaceae
Exons: 3
Coding region: 1-1989 (662 amino acids)
Biological process (GO): regulation of DNA-templated transcription
Cellular component (GO): nucleus
Molecular function (GO): transcription cis-regulatory region binding; zinc ion binding; DNA-binding transcription factor activity, RNA polymerase II-specific
Source: RefSeq, a predicted model, not a curated record